GGCCUUCCAAUGAGAUGGUUAUUGUUGGGCAAAAGCUUUUAUCAAAAGAAAAUGCCUUUACUUUUCCUUGUGAAAGCUCCAAGCUUGACAUUUAUUAUGCCUCCCAACUUUCGGAUCUUGUUCUCGUCCCAUUUAAUGAGGUUCUGUACAAAAAUAUGAUACUUCCAUGCCGAGAAGGUUACAUUGUUCAACCCAUUUUGCACACUCUACCGCAAACAGUUUAGUUGAUGCCCUAGUUUGGCAACAAUGUGGCAAUCGAGAACUGAUUUUUUUUAUAAGAUUUUAAUACUUCUUGAAACUUUUAAGAGAUUUUAGUCUCUGUGUAACUAACGCCUCGUCAAUAUUUAUAAUCAUGUCCUCCUAAUUAAUUCUCUGAAUUUUUUUUUUUUUUUUUUGAUAAAGCAAAAUAUUGAAAAAACAGAAUAGUUGAGUACUCUCAGAUCAACGAUUGGAAUGACUGUUAACAAGGAAGUAUUGCGUUGAGUUAGGUUUCUUUUCUUUUUUAUUAUUCUCUUUUAAGCAGUCCUUCAGCUCAUCAAUGUGUGUUUCCAUUUCAUGUAAUACCUGCUCAUAACUACCUCCAUUUUUGCCUUUAACUUAAUUAAGAAAUUUUAACAGAAAUACGGAAAACUCAUUUUCGAAUUCUUAUUUCUUUGUCAUAGGUUUUGGAUUAACGAUACAGAUAAUGUGGUGUGUAGCUAUUUUUUGCGAUAAUGGUGAUAUCAGGAUCGUAUGUCAAAAAUGGCUUGUCGAAUCUACAGAAGGCAAUGUCCGAUGUUGGUAUCCAACUGCUAUUGAUGGCAACAAAUGGAACCGUCUGUUGGCGGAAAACACAGGUCCUGAUCAAGAGAACUGGGAAAUGGUAGCAAUUGAAAUCCUAAAGGACAAAAUAGGAACCCUCAUCGAUGCUCGAAAAAUAGCUAAAAAAGCUGAGGAUGAAGAAACAAGCUUAUCCCUCACUGAACCGGAAAACAUGGGUCGGGGGCGAAGAAAAAAGAAGAGCAGCCAAAGGGUCUUGUCUCUUUCUUCUAGUGAUGAAGAAAACCCUUCCGCACUAUCAACAGUUUCGAAGAGGUCUCGACGACAAGAGGAGCCACCUCGAUCACUCCUAAGGAUACAAUCCCUUAAGUGGCCUACCAGUUGUAUUGAUAAAGCUGGUAGACUACCAUUUUCAGAUCUAAAUCAAAUUAGUAGACCGCAAGGUGUUGCAUCUUCAACUCAGAAACCACCCCCCUCCUCUAGUAAUGCUCCCAAGACUACCCACAAGACUGGUACACCCCAGCCUCCGAGCCAUUUUCAAAAUUCCAAUCAAGUGAAGGGCUUCGCUGCCUCAACUCAGAAGCCACCCCCCUCCUCUAGUAAUGCUCCCAAGACUACCCACAAGACUGGUACACCCCAGCCUCCAAGCCAAUUUCAAAAUUCCUAUAAAGUACAGGGUUUUGCUGCUUCAACUCAGAAGCCAACCCCCUCCUCCAGUCAUGCUGCCACGACCACUGAUAAGACUGGUCCUGUACCGAUCACCAGUCAAAGGAAAAAUUAUCCAAAAGUGCAGAUUCCUAAUUCUAAAACAUCAACCCAUUCAAGUGCUGCACAUUAUGCACCGCCUCCAAGCACUAAUUUUGAUCCACGGGUUCUGGUUGACAGAACCUCUGCCGGUGAAAUUAUUCAAAAACUCGCAAAUUUCCAAGAACAAUUGAAUCGGAUUGAGAAGAUUACUGUGCAGACAGCCUCAAAGGUAGUUGCACUGAGCAAUGUAAGUGGGGACGUGCCCACAGCUCUGAUAGAAAUUCAAUCAAAGCUGUCAGAUCUUCUGUUAGUCGAAAAUAAUAGGCUGAGAGAUGAAAUCCUGCAAAAUUUACCGAUCAAUGAUGAUAUGGCUCUGAAUGAAUUUGAAGCCAAGUUAAUAGACCCGAAAUUUCGCUCUGCUUUUAUAAAGUUUAUGGCUACCAAAGGCAGCACUAAAAAUGUGUCGCUAUGUGUAAAGAAGCUAAUGAAGGAGUUGUUAGUGGAUACGUUUGCCAUCAAUUACUGCAUGACAGGUCACCUUGGAAAAAAGCCUUUUAUGGAUAACAGAAACCUUUUUGAAUCAAUAGCAGCCGCCACAAGAAGUUUUCACCCUCCCUAG
Messenger RNA from Bemisia tabaci, 2125 nucleotides. The record is from RefSeq and is a predicted model, not a curated record. NCBI's taxonomy places the organism in Eukaryota, Metazoa, Arthropoda, Insecta, Hemiptera, Aleyrodidae.